This is a messenger RNA of Durotheca rogersii, 1314 nucleotides long. RefSeq lists its product as uncharacterized. The coding region runs from base 320 to 1003 and encodes 227 amino acids. Lineage: Eukaryota; Fungi; Ascomycota; Sordariomycetes; Xylariales; Xylariaceae. The record is from RefSeq and is a predicted model, not a curated record. The transcript has 2 exons.
AGAGAGGUCACACGGCUUGGACCCGACCAGGCUGACUGGCAGCGAGUGGGCACCGACUUCUCCUGGGCGGCGGUAGGCUCUCCAUGUCUUGGUGGUGCAGCUAGCCGGCGCGAGGAGGCGAGAACAUACGGCCCAAGAAUGGCCCGCGAAGCGCUCUGUGUGCGUGGGAUGUCUCGAUCCAGAAUCCGUGGGUCGGCAUCAAGGCACGACUCCGGACUGGUCGUGUGAUCACGACCACGUAAGCAGGCAAUCUUGCUACCUACAGCGAACCUGCAUAGGUGGUCGCACAAGAGAGAAAGGGGGGGGGGGAACGAGAGAGAUGGAGAGAAGGCAGAAGUCUUUCGGAUCUACACUCAGCAGGACGAACAUCUCCGAGAUCAGGUCUCUCGCAACUUGUGACCCGAACUCAGCUAGACUAGCUAAGAGUUAUAGCCGGGAUGCAGACAACCUGAUAAAUCGGUUUCCUUCCUCGUUUCUCCCCCUUGUAAGCGAGACUGCAAUGGAACGCCAUUCCCAGGUACGCAGCGGGUCAUCUAUACCCAAAUGUUGGGUGCCCCCCCUCCCCUGGCCAUUGGCCCGGCUUCCGGUCUUAAUCUACAUAUCGUCACUCACACACACACACACUUACUCGCACACCCAAGUUCGAAGGCUGUUGGGUUAUCACAGCUGCAUGAGGCCUUGGCGUAUGCAACUGCCCCUAUACUCCACGGAUUCCCAGGCUCCCGUCCAUCGUCGACACCACCGGACUGGCUCUGACGAGCAGUCAUAUGCUUGGGGGUGGGGAGACGCCUACUGCAAGCCACAAAACUUGGCAGCACGAUCGGGCCAGAUUCUUCGCUCAGCUCGGGCAUCUCUCGACAGCAAGCACGAGAUCCUUAGGGGGGAUCUCCCCCCUUCCCCGCGAGAUGCCAGUGCAGAAGAAGAAAAGCGCCACAAUGGAUAUAUGGCUCGGGCUAGACUCCCCUCCCCUAGCAAAGCCGCUCGUUGCAGGCUCGUUAUAUAACUGUAUAUAGGCCUGUCCUGAGCCACGUCGCGGUCGACGCUGCUCGUUCGAAUCCGCGCGUAGGUGUGCCGGCCCGUCCCGUGCUCUCGCCGUCUCUGCGCGGACAGCCUGCCCUGAUCUACUCACUCGAGUUCUAUGACAGAUCCAUCUACUCUGGCCCCGGCAAUCUGGCGUAGAGCGUUACAUCUACCAGCCCGGUGGUAGGUAUCUACGUCCCUGUCAGACCUGUCAGACCGUUAGACAGCAACUCUGGCUCCCCGACCGUACCUAUUGGUCCAGCAUGGGAUAGGGAGGGAGGGGGAUGAGAAAAC